CAUCAGUUGAACUGGCAAAUUGUGAGGUUUUACAAGAGGGAUAACAGGUACCAGUCCACGUGAAAAACCAGAAUGCUGCGGCGACCGUCUGUCCGGUUGUGCUUCUCGAGACUUUUAAACCUGGUUCAAAAGCAGAUUGAAAAUGCUCAGAGUCAGCGUGAUUGUUCUUCGGUCAGUUUUAAUCCAGAUGAAGACAGCUCAGGAAAUGCCAGCCACCCCACUGGCAUCUCAGCAGCUGAACUGGCUGAACAGAAACAGGCAGAGCUCAUCAGUGGCUUCAGGAAUGUCAUGAGGACCGUUCCAUCUCCAGUGGUGGUUGUGACUUCAGCCCAGUAUGUAGACUCGGAGUGCUGCAUCAAGCGUGGAGUCACAUGUAGCUCCUUUACCAGCGUCUCCAUGCGCCCACCGGUCAUAUCAUUCUGUAUCACGCGGCCGAGUCGAAUGCAUGCCCUCUUGAAGGACACAAGACAUUUUGCCGUCAAUGUGCUUGCUAAAGAUCAGGUUCACUAUGGCGUUCAUUUCUCCAAGCCAGCCCAAAAUGGAGAGGAUCAGUUCAAUGCAGUGCCUCACAAACUAGGCUUCUCAGGUGUGCCCCUUAUUGAGGGUGCAGCCGCUGUGCUACAGUGCCAGGCUCAUGACACCCACCUGAUUGGUGACCAUCACGUCUGGUAUGGUGAGGUGCUAGACACCAGUAUGGACACGGGUACCGAGGCACGACAACCCCUGCUGUAUUUUGCCAGCUCCUUCCGAUCCAUUGGUGACGAAGCAUUCAUGAAGGCCUUUGAGGACACAACAUUGCUGUUCGAGGACUGGUCCCACGAGGCUCACCUACGCAUGGCUUGGAACUACAUCAAGAUGCACGGCAAAGAGAAUGCCAAACCUUUGAUCAGAAAUGGCAUAAAGAAGUACAAUGCACAGCACAAAGACCAGGUGAAAAGAGGUUACCACGAAACAGUAACCAUGCUCUUCAUCCAUCUUGUAGCUGAUGCAAUCAAUCAGUGCGAGGAUAUGGAUGUAACAUUUGAGGAGUUUAUAACUCAUCACAGCCAUCUGACGGACUCAAAUCUCAUAUCUCAGUACUACUCAAAGGAACUCAUUAGCUCACCCUCGGCAAGACUGAGGUUUGAGCUGCCUGAUCUACAAGACUUACCAGGAUUGAACAGAUAAUCCAGAUGAUACCCCCUCC
Acanthaster planci (crown-of-thorns starfish) is the source of this 1186-nucleotide messenger RNA. RefSeq lists its product as uncharacterized. NCBI's taxonomy places the organism in Eukaryota, Metazoa, Echinodermata, Asteroidea, Valvatida, Acanthasteridae. Gene Ontology annotation, molecular function: FMN binding; riboflavin reductase (NADPH) activity. The record is from RefSeq and is a predicted model, not a curated record.